Molecule: messenger RNA, 1539 nt
Organism: Seriola dumerili (greater amberjack)
Lineage: Eukaryota; Metazoa; Chordata; Actinopteri; Carangiformes; Carangidae
Exons: 13
Coding region: 28-1230 (400 amino acids)
Source: RefSeq, a predicted model, not a curated record
AAAAAGAAGAAGAAGAAGGAUAAGAAAAUGGAUGAAGAGAAGAGUGAGCUUAGCAGUGUUACUGCUCUUUCAGCAGCUGGUGGCGAGAUCACAGGAACCAGCGCUGACGGAGAUAAAAAGAAAGAUGAAGAUGCUGACAAGGCCAAGGCCAAAGAGCUUAAAGCUGCAGGAGCUUCAGCUGGGGGAGCAGAGGCAUUCCCUGAUGCUAUUGAGGAAGGCCACCUGAGUGAUGAUGAGGGAGAAGGAGGCAAGGAGAUGGAUAAGAAGAAGAAGUUAAAGAAGAAGAAGAAAAAGGACUCUGGUUCAUCUUCAGACAGUGAUGAUGACAAAAAAGAUAAGAAGAAGAAAAAGAAGAAGGAAAAGGACUCCUCCAGCUCCUCUUCAUCUGAUAGCUCCUCUUCAGACAGUGAAGAUGACAAGAAGAAGAAGAAGAAAAAGAAGAAGAAGAAGAAGAAGAAGUCCUGCUCUUCUGAUGAUAGCUCUUCUUCUUCCUCAUCCUCCUCUUCCUCUGAGAGUGAAGAUGACAAGGAUUCUUCUUCUUCUUCUUACUCCUCCAGCGAUUCUUCUAGUGAUGAUGACAAGAAGAAAAAGAAGAAGAAGAAAAAGGAUAAAAAGAAGAAGAAAAAGAAAGACAAGAAAAAGGACUCAGAUUCUUCUAGCAGUGAUGAUGACAAGAAGAAGAAAAAGAAGAAGAAGAAAGACAAGAAGAAGAAAAAGAAGAAGGACAAAAAGAAGGACUCAAGCUCCAGUUCAUCGAGUUCCUCUGAUAGUUCCAGUGACAAGGAAAAUAAAAAGGAGAAGAAAGACAAAAAGAAGAAGAAGAAAAAGACUUCGGGUUCAUCAGGAAGUGAAACUGAGGAGAAGAAGAAGAUCGAAAGCCCAGAUGGUGGGCAAAGUGGCGAGCCGAAAAUGGAAGUUUCAGGUUCAGGUAGUGGUGGACUUUCUGCUAGCAGCAGCAGCAGUUCCAAGCCUGGCGGUACUACAGUCUCCUACGUGUCACUCCCCUCUAAACCCGUCUUGAAGCUGGAUCCUCUUCCUCCCUCAGCUGUCUCCAAGCCCUCUGUCUCUGGCUCCUCACUGAGUAUUGGGGAAAGGUCCCCCAUUCGCAGACCUGUCAGCCCCAUGGAGUCCCUGAUGGGGAGCCCAAGGAGGUAUGGAGAUGGAGGGACCCGUUCCACUACCCACCUCACCUCAAGUGAUCUACUGAGAGGCCCCAAACCUUACAAAUGAUGACAUGUCAUAGAUUAAAAUCAUAAUGUUAACGAUUUUUAAAAAGUUUGUUUAAAUGACAUUGGAGGAAGUUGAAUGUGAUGAUGAGCUAUGCUCCAAUGAUGCUGUCAGUACCCUGAUUUUAUGCAAGAAAAAGAUUCACACGUGGUGUGUUUUGUGUUCAAGAUAAUUAUAACAUGAAAAAUUAUUUUAUAUAUUUUUUUAAUUGGUAAGAAAGGAAAGGAAAGGAGAUUUGUGGAGGAAAUGUCAAUUCACAAUCACAUGAAAUAAUGUCAAAUGCUUGCUUUGGGGAAUAAAACUGUGAUUUUA